Molecule: messenger RNA, 3082 nt
Organism: Nezara viridula (southern green stink bug)
Lineage: Eukaryota; Metazoa; Arthropoda; Insecta; Hemiptera; Pentatomidae
Source: the annotation of a GenBank genome assembly
CUCACAUUUCUUAAAUCAAUUUGUCAAACUCACUUUUCCCUUAUCUGAGGUAUUUCUUGUUCCUUAAGUGUUGGAAAAAUUUUACUUACACAAUUUAAGAACUACAAAUAAAUAUAUACUGUUUCUUUGCCUUUCAUUUUCAUUUAUCGAAGAGUUUACUCCAUUACAAUUCAAAAUGGCUCCUUAAUAUCUGCUGUUUUAGUUGUUAGGUAUUUCUAGGUUACUUUGUUUUAUUCAAAAUAUGUUAUUGUGUUAUGUUAAUACGAUCCAUACUUAUAAGUUUAAGGAGUACUGUUAUCUAUGUGAAAAUGGCGUUUCUAAGUGACGGUAUGAAAGUGUUGAAAAAGCACUACAAUUGUUGGUUGCACCCAAAAAAGAUCAAAUGAUCGCUUCUUGUAAAUAAAUAACCAGCCAAUCAUGGCAUCUACAAUUAGAAGGCCAGUAUAUGGGAAAAAACCUCCGUGUUCCUAUACUGGAAGAUUAGAGGAAAGAAUUAUUAAAGCCUGUGCUACAAAACUAGAGAAGUCGAGGAAGCCAGAAAAGCCAGAAGAUUUCAUUUGUUAUGAUGACUCUGAUGAUGAAGAAGACUCUCCUGUUUUGCAGCAGAGGGCAUUAAAAACUUCUUUUAACGUGGUUGAUUACAUUCGUAGUAGAGAAUAUGGUUUAAAAGAACUGAGAACGUUUAACAGAGAUUAUGGUUCAAGACAUAUACUAGCACAUGAUAUGUUUCGGGAACACCCGAUUGCAUUGAACAAUAUGAAUAAAGUGUUUUGUUCACAGUGGUUAAGCGAUCGACAAGUUGUAUUUGGUACCAAGUGUAAUAAGCUUAUGGUAUAUGAUGUUGCAACAGAAAAAAUCGAUCAAAUACCUUGUUUGUAUGGAAAGCGAGAUCCAUCUCUAGAAAUUCCUCCGGGUGAGGCCUCAAGUGGUAUUCAUGCUCUCCAAAUCAAUCCAUCAAGAACACUUCUUGCAUCUGGAGCGAAGAAUUCUAAUGAAAUAGCAAUUUAUAGGCUACCUACACUAGACCCAGUGUGUGUUGGACAGGGUGCUCAUAGAGACUGGAUUCUCGACAUCUGCUGGUUGGAUGAUGAAUUUCUAGUCUCUGGCUCAAGGGAUACAAAACUCGCUCUUUGGCACUUUGAGGAACAAGAAAUUUCUUCUGAUGAAGACAAUAUGCCUUCAUAUGGGACUACUGUUCCUCUAGAAUCAAGAGAUUGCAAAUAUGCACAGAAAGUUAGAGCUCUUGCCUUCAAUGAUAAAAAGAGAGAGCUUGCUACACUAUCACUCAAUGGUUAUAUUCAUAUUUGGGAUGUUGAAAGAUUCAGACAAAAACUUUCUCGGAAGUUGCCUUCGUGUCAAGAUAAUGUUUGUAUGGCUGUACAAGAAAACGGUGCUCUAUAUGCCAUUGGUUGUAAAUCAUAUACUCUUCUUCUUGAUUCGAGAACAUUGCAAGCUGUAAAAAAGAUUCCUUCCCGUUAUUCUGGUUGUGGAAUAAGAUCUGCCAGCUUCCAGUCUAACAUAUUAACAAUUGGAACUGGAGUUGGUAUGAUUAUGUUUUACGAUCUAAAAGCUGGAAAGUAUCUUGAGUCAAGCAUAAAUUCAAGUCGAACAGUAAUCCUGAAAUCAUCCCGAGGUUAUGUAGUACGUAAAACCAUUUUAUUUAAUUGAAUUAUUUUAAAAAAAUUGUUGAUUGUAGCAAAUUGAAAUAUUUAUACUAGGUAUAUCAUAUUGCAUAAUUAGGAAACAUGCCUAGUUCGUAGAAGGUAUUAAUUAAUAUCUAAUUUCAUGGGUUAUGAAAGUUUGAGAAUUGUGAUGUAUUAACAUAUUAAAUAAAAAUACAAUUUGUGAAUUGUAAAAAAAAAAAAAAAAAUAUGGCAGCCUCCUUUAUUACUGUCUAGAUUUAAUAUAUUAUAAAAAGCAUUAUGCUUUGGAAUACUUCAAGCUUGGCCUAAUUAUCUGCGAUCUCUUUAUUUACUCCAAUUUUUCAAUUACCUCCUUUAUUUAUAAUAGGACAUCACAUAAAUUAAAAAAGGAAAACCCUGGUUGCAAUAGGAUAUGCAUCCUAAGGAUCCUGCAUGCAUGAAGAAAAAGUUGUGUGAAUUAGGGUUGCAAUAGAAUUCAAACGAUAAGGAAUUUAUAUAACAUUUAGAUUGAAUUUGUACUUUCACUUACCUAGAUUUCUAAUACCUAGUUCCACCAUAAAUACUGUUACAAAAGUUGAACUUUGCUUAACUUUCGUGUUAUUUAGAUAAUCCUUGGUUUUCAAGGGAAAUACACAUUUUGAGGUGCUCUGAGUCUAAAUAAGGAAAUUAAAUGAAAUUUACUAACUAAAUGUAAACGAACAGCUAAAACAUACAAAAUACAUACAUAGAUUAAAGAUAUAUUAAUGACAGAAGAUGAGCAACAGGAUCACAAUAUUGUAUUAUCCCAGCAUAAGAGAUACAAAAUAAGAAUAAAUAGAUAAAUACAAUGAGGAAGGGGCAUUUAAUUCAUUUUAUGAGAAAACAAUGCGACAAAAAAAAAAACAGUUAAAGAAAAUAAAUUAAUUAUAUAUGUUAUACAAUUUGCAAUGGUAUUGUAAACUAUAAAAAAACAAGGAGAUUAAGAUAGGAAAAGAUAUAUAUGUAUACAUAACUGUAAGAAAUGAAAUACAUCUAAAAUAUAAACAAUCUUGUAGAUGGAAAAAAACAAUAUCUUAUCUUUUUUGCAUCACCUCACAGUGCUAUGCCAAAAGUGAUACUGAUUCUUUCCAAUUCAUAAAUAAUGAACAAAGAAUAAAAUAAAAUAAUGGUGUAUGAAAAGAAAGAAAAAAAAAUUAUCCUUGUUCCAUAAUACAUAAUUAACCAUCAUAAUUGUGAAGAGGAAUUGGAAUAAGAUGGUUUUGAAUGUGGAUAAAGUUGGCAUAUGGUGGAUUUUAAGUGGGAUGGAAUUCCAAAAGGUCGUGGAGUGGGCAAUAAAGUAUUGUCUUCUUAAGGAGGAGAAGAGCCACCCUAACUGGGCGUAGUAGUCAGAAACACGGGAACAUCUCGUGGUCCCUUCGACAAAUCUUACUAAGCUAUUCAUAAUUCUUUUUAGUCUGUCC